UCGGUUCAUGAUUAACGGAGAAAAAUAUGCGUUUAUUGGAUGUUAAAUGAAUAAUUUCCACCUUGGAAGUCUCUUUGGGACACUAAUCUGCCGUGCUGAGAAAAACACCUUAAGAGCAUUCGAGAGUCGCUAAAAUUUUAUAAUGAUACCGUGCUCUUCUACAACCAAAUCAGUCGCGAGGUCAUGAAACAGGGCUGUAUCAACUCGCCUGCCAUACCGAUUGUAAUGAUACCGUGCUUUUCGACGACCAGUUCAGUCGCGCGGUCAUGUAAUAGGUGUGUAUCAACUCGCCUGCAUCUCCGAUUGUAAUGAUACCGUGCUCUUAUAGGACCAGUGCAAUUGCGAGGUCAUGAAAUAGGCCUGUAUCAACUCGACUGCAUCACCGAUUAUAAUGAUACCGUGCUCUUCUACGAGCAGUUCAGUCGCGCGGUCAUGAAAUAGGUGUGCAUCAACUCGCCUGCAUCACCGGUUAUAAUGAUACCGUGCUCUUAUACGACCAGUUCAGUCGCGAGGUCAUGACAAUGGGCUGUACCGACUCGCCUGCAUUGCCGAUUAUAAUGAUACCGUGCUCUUCUACGACCAGUUCAGUCGCGCAGUCAUUAAAUUGGGCUUCAAUAACUCGCCUGCAUCAACGAUUUUAAUAAUACCGAGCUCUUUUACGACGUGUUCAGUUGCGAGGACAUGAAAUAAUGCUGUAAUAACUCGCCUGCAUCACCGAUUAUACCGAAUGAUACCGUGCUCUUCUACGACCAGUUCAGUGGCGAUUACAUGAAAUAGGGCUGUAUCAACUCACCUGCAUUAUCGAUUAUAAUGAUACCUUGCUCAUGUACGACCAGGACAGUCGCGAGGUCAUGAAAUAGGGCUGUAUCAACUCGCCUGCAUCACCGAUUUUAAUGAUACCGUGCUCGUCUACGACCAGUUCAGUCGCGAGGUCAUGACAGAGGGCUGUACCAACUCGCCUGCAUAACCGAUUAUACCUAAUGAUACCGUGCUCUGCUACGACCAGUUCAGUCGCGAGGUCAAGAAAUAGUUCUAUAUCAACUCGCCUGCAUCAUAGAUUAUAAUGAUACCGUGCUUAUCUACGACCAAUUCAGUCGCGAGGUCAUGAAAUAGGGCUGUAUCAACUCGCCUGCAUCACCGAUAAUAAUGAUACCGUGCUCUUCUACGACCAGAUCAGUCGCGAGGUCAUGAAAUAGGGCUGUAUCAACUCGCCUACAUCACCGAUUAAAAUGAUACCGUGAUCUUCUACGACCAGUUUAGUCGCGAGGUCAUGACAAAGGGCUGUACCAACUCGCCUGCAUUGCCGAUUAUAAUGAUACCGUGCUCUUCUACGACCAGUUCAGUCGCGCGGUCAUGAAAUGGGGCUGUAAUAACUCGGCUUCAUCACCGAUUAUACCGAAUGAUACCAAGCUCUUCUACGACAAGUUCAGUCGCUACGUCAUGAAAUGGGGCUGUAAUAAUUAGCCUGCGUCACCGAUUAUAAUGAUACCGUGCUCGUCAACGACCAGUUUAGUCGCGAGGUCAUGAAAAAGGGCUGUAAUAAUUCGCCUGCAUCACCGAUUAUAAUGAUACCGUGCUGUUCUAAGACCAGUUCAGUCGCGAGGUCAUGAAAAAGGGCUGUAUCAUCUCGCCUGAAUCGCCAAUUAUAGCGAAACCGUGCUCUUCUACGACGAGUUCAGUCGCGAGGUCAUGAAAAAGGGAUGUAUCAACUCGCCUUUAUCACCCAUUAUAAUGAAACCGUGCUCUUCCACGACCAGUUCAGUCGCAAGGUCAUGAAAUUCGGCUGUAUCAACUCGCCUGCAUCAACGAUUAUACCCAAUGAUACCGUGCUCUCUUUCGACCUGUUCAGUUGCGAGGUCAUGAAAUGGGGGUGUAAUAACUCGCCUGCAUCACCGAUUAUACCGAAUGAUACCCUGCCCUCCUACGACCAGUUCAGUCAAGAGGUCAUGAAAUAGGGCUGUAUCCACUCGCCUGCAUCACCGAUUAUACCUAAUGAUACCGUGCUCUCUUUCGACCUGUUCAGUUGCGAGGUCAUGAAAUAGGGCUGUAUCAACUCGCGUGCAUCACCGAUUUUACCUAGUGAUACCGUGCUCUUCUACGACCAGUUCAGUCGCGAGGUCAUGAAAUAGGGCUGUAUCAACUCGCCUUUAUCACUGAUUAUAUCGAAUGAUACCGUGCUCUUGUACGUCCGGUUCAGUCGCAAGGUCAUGAAACAGGGCUGUAUCAACUCGCGUUCAUCACCGGUUGUAAUGAUACCGUGCUCUUCCACGACCAGUUCAGUCGCGCGGUCAUGUAAUAGGUGUGUACCAACUCGACUGCAUCACCGAUUGUAAUGAUACCGUGCUCUUCUACGACCAGUUCAGUCGCGCGGUCAUGAAAUUAGGCUGUAAUAACUCGCCUACAUCAACGAUUUUAAUAAUACCGUGCUCUUUUACGACGUGUUAAGUUGCGAGGAAAUGAAAUUGUUCUGUAAUAACUCGCCUGCAUCACCGAUUAAACCGAAUGAUACCGUGCUCUUCUACGACCAGUUAAGUGGCGAUUACCUCAAAUAGGGCUGUAUCAACUCACCUGCAUUACCGAUUAUAAUGAUACCUUGCUCCUCUACAACCAGGACAGUCGCGAGGUCAUGAAAUAGGGCUAUAUCAACUCGCCUACAUCACCUAUUAUAAUGAUACCGUGCUCUUUUACGACCAGUUCAGUCGCGAGGUCAUGAAAUAGGGCUGUAUCAACUCGCCUGCAUCACCGAUUUUAAUGAUACCGUGCUCGUCUACCGCCAGUUCAGUCGCGAGGUCAUGACAGAUGGCUGUACCAACUCGCCUGCAUCACCGAUUAUACCUAAUGAUACCGUGCUCUUCAACGACCAGUUCAGUCGCGAGGUCAAGAAAUAGGGCUAUAUCAACUCGCUUGCAUCACCGAUUAUAAUGAUACCGUGCUUUUCUACGACCAGUUCAGUCGCGAGGUCAUGAAAUAGGGCUGUAUCAAUUCGCCUGCAUCACCGAUAAUAAUGAUACCGUGCUCUUCAACGUCAAGUUCAGUCGCAAGGUCAUGAAAUAGGGCUGUAUCAACUCGCCUGCAUCACCGAUUAUAAUGAUACCGUGCUCUUCCACGACCAGUUCAGUCGCAAGCUACUGAAUAGGGCUGUAUCGACUCGCCUGCAUCAACGAUUAUAAUGAUACCGUGCUCUUCUACGACCAGUUUAGUCCCGAGGUCAUGAAAUAGGGCUGUAUCAACUCGCCUGCAUCACCGAUUAUAAUGACACCGUGCUCUUCUACGACCAGUUCAGUCGCGAGGUCAUGAAAUAGGGCUUUAUUAACUCGCCUGCAUCACCGAUUAUAAUGUAACCGUGCUCUUCUACGACCAGUUCAAUCGCGAUAGCUUGAAAUAGGGCUAUAAUAACUCGCCUGCAUCACCGAUUAUAAUGAUACCGUGCUCUUCUACGACCAGUUCAGUUGCGUGGUCAUGAAAUAGGGCUGUAUCAACUCGCCUGCAUUACCGAUUAUAAUGAUACCGUGCUCUUCUACGUCCAGUUCAGUCGCGAGGUCAUGAAAUAGGGUUGUAUCAACUUGCCUGCAUCACCGAUUAUAAUAAUACCACGCUCUUCUACGACCAGUUCAGUCGCGAGGUCAUGAAAUAGGGCUUUAUCAACUCGCCUGCAUCACCAAUUAUAAUGAUACCGUGCUCUUCCACGACCAGUUCAAUCGCGAGGUCAUUAAAUAGGGCUGUAUCAACUCGCUUGCAUCACCGACUAUAAUGAUACCGUGCUCUUGUACGACCAGUUUAGUCGCGAGGUCGUGAAAUAGGGCUGUAUCAACUCGCCUGCAUCGCCGAUUAUACCUAAUGAUUCCGUUCUCUUCUACGACCAGUUUAGUCGCGAGGUCAUGCAAUAGGGCUGUAUCAACUCGCCUGCAUCACCGAUCAUACACAAUGAUACCUUGCUCUUCUACGACCAGUUCAGUCGCGAGGUCAUGAAAUAGGGCUGUAUCAACUCGCCUGCAUCAACGAUUAUAACGAUACCGUGCUCUUGUACGACCAGUUCAGUCGCCCGCUGACGCAUACUGUUGUCGUGGGUGUGGAGUUCCUGACGCCCGAUGGGAUGAGGUUCUCGUAUUUGGUUGAUACGGAGGACCCUAAGAACCCGCUCACCGUUGAGGUGUGGGGUACCUCUUGGUAGAGCCGAUCAUUAUGGUGCUAUUAUGGUUGACGACAUACGGAGAAAAACUUACCGUUUAGAUGGGAACGUAAAAUGAACUCACUGCUGAUAAUGACAAAGGGUUACAUACCCUGAUUCAAUAUUCUGGAAGUGCCAGGGUUUCAGCGGCAAAUGUGGUGAUUCGAUCGGCUCCAGCGAUUUCCAGAACGUGCGACGAGAAAAAACCUUCGUGGACAAGACGCUAUGGCUGAAGGAUUUCUGGGACGACCCCGUCCGACAACAUUACAUCACAGCACCGACUCGCUUUGGGAAGACCACGCUCCUGAGCAUGAUGCAACAUUUUUUUGACAAAAAUCAAGGGGGGCAUGGUGACUCGCAAAAAUCGCAUUUUUACGGAACGAAAAUUUUCGAGCAAGAAUCAGACUUUUUUCACGCACAUUUUCGUGAGCAUGUAGUUCUCUUCCUCGAUUUCGGACUCCUACGAGAGGCAAAUAAUUUAGCUUCAACCCAGAGAAUCCUGUGUGAGAUUUACGGCAAGGCUAGGUACGAUACAGAUCCUGAUAACAGAGGAAAAACCGCAGAUGAGAAAAAAGACUCGAUAGCUAAAUUCACCGCUGAGUGUAAAGUUAACUACACGGAAUAUUUAGUGAAUCUACCAACCGACCUAAAACAGCUCAACUCAAAAGCGAACGGAACUCAAAUGAUCGUUCUCGUUGAUGAUGUAGACACCAUCAUUUCCUCUUUGCUAAAAGUGGAUGCUAGGAAGGAUGUAAUAGAUAUUAUUCUGAUGAUCGUAGGUGGAUUUCUCAACAGGGUGUUAGGAAAUCACAAAUUUAUAGGAAUUAAAAAAAGUUUGCUUUUAGGCUCCAUGUAUUUACCGGGAACUUUGACUCCGGAUAAUGAGGUUUGGCGACCUUUUUGUUCAAGCGAAAAGUUUUCCAAAUACUUAGGUUUGACGCACCAAGAAGUGGAAGAUUUAUUGGUUAAGUUUAGCGAGCCGCUCGACAGAAUAAGCGACCUCGAGGAGUUCUACGGUGGUUAUAAUGUUAAAAAUUCGACUUUGCAAAUUUUCAACACAGGUUCUAUAGUUUCUUACCUAGGGUCUCGCAGAUUUGAUCACUACUGGCUGUCACACAUCGAUCCUUUACAGAACGAUUACGCGAGAAUAAUAUCUCGACCGAGUAUGGGAUCUAUAAUCGAACAGCUUAUUAUUGGAGGUAGGGUUCACGCCCCUACAGGAGACCAAGAGGAUAAAGUUUAUUUUAAUACUUUGAAAAAGAUGAGAGAUUCUCCGUCCCGUAUUGACGAAUCAUCAGAAAAAGUCGCGGUGAAAAGUUUCCUUUGGUACUUAGAGAACGCAGGCUAUCUAGCCAGAAGCUACACCUCUGAAACGCUCCAGGUAGCCAAUGGGGAGACGGCUUUCGCACUGGGACAAGCUCUAGUUCAGAACUCCAGCUAUUAUAUGAAUACUCAUAAUUUAUCAGAGGAUGUUAUGAAGGAAUAUGUGGAUGCCUUCAUGACUUUAACGGUAGAGGAUCCUGAAUUUUCAGUUUUCAAACUGGCGACCAAAAUUCAUAAAAUUUAUGCAAGCGCUGGUUCGAACACGGAGCCUGAUAAAAGGCUAAAUUUUGGAGGUUUGUUGUAUGCUUGGUUAAGAUAUUCGGGACAUAAAAACUUGACACACAUUCUCGGUAGAGAAAUCGCCUACUUAAAGGAUGUGCCCAAGCAAUCCAACAGUAUUUGGUCUCGUCGUGAUGUUUUCUGGGGCACACCUCUAACCUACGGUAUGCCCGAACUGGCUGUAGUUAGGGAUGAUAUGGUUGGGAUUUUGGCCAACUUUAAAAUGCAUAAUAUUUCUACAUUUGCUUUGAAGGAAUUGUAUGAGAAGCGAUACACUAGAAAUUUUCCGAAAAAAUUAGAAGCGUACGGGCUGAGAGGUAAAAUUUACAUGGGCAUAAAUAUCGAAAAAAAUUUCAGUGUGACGAUCACUUAUUAUAGUUCGAGUCAUAAUGAAUUCGAUACUGUUGAAUAUCCUCUUCCGCAGUGACUUUUAUCAAAUUCACUAGAUUUAAUCGGCAACUUUAUAAAGACAAAAAUAACAAAUAAAACAUCUACAGCUCAUGGUUACUCAGUAUGUCCGUCCCAAUUACUAUUUUCUUUCUUCAGGGAAGUAUGCACUUCAAAGAGUGUCACACUGAACUGACUUGAUGACUGAAAAAAAAUUCAAACUGGCUAUUGAGUUCAGACGUUCUAAGUUUUAUUUGCUACAUUUGAUGAUUAAUUGUACUUGAGUUAAACAAUAAUUUAAUAUUUUGAGAAUUUUUCCGGGAUUUAGGUCUUGUUAGUCUGCAUUCUUCAUCAGGGAAUUUUGAUAUUUUUGCUUUUCUGUUAAAAUUUUUAGGAAAAAAACCACAGAAACUGAACAUUUAUUGAAAAUACAUAGAAGUCAUCAAACAAAACGGAUUAAUCUUUCAAAGAAAGUUUUGAUAAACAACAUAUAUUUCAGUGAAGUGCUUUAGGAAGCACACUUUUGCUUAAACUCCUCUUUUAGAUUACUCAGAUGUUGAGCGGCAUUUAAUCUAUUUGGAAAAAGACAGCUUACAAUGAAGUUGUCAUUAUUGAUAAUCGUUCUUUUCUCAGAAUAAUGAAAUCAAAAAGAGGAUUACCUAUGUCAAGGUAUGAUAAGUACAUAUCUUAAUUGAUUUAUUACUAUUAAAAUUCCCGGCUCAAUCAAAGGCUGUGAUGAGUUUACACACAUUUUCUGUAAAUUUCUUGUAUGGAGCCGUGCUGUUUUUAAAUUAUACUCGAUUAAACAUUUAUAACCAUA
Bemisia tabaci is the source of this 6977-nucleotide messenger RNA. NCBI's taxonomy places the organism in Eukaryota, Metazoa, Arthropoda, Insecta, Hemiptera, Aleyrodidae. The record is from RefSeq and is a predicted model, not a curated record.